AUGGACGGUGCCACCGCCCGAGUUGUGUUGAAGCUUCAACUCGACGACGUCGACGCCAUCCUCAAGACCCUACCAAAGACCAACAACAGCGGUGUGAUCAACAGCGAGUGGGUCGCAUUUGCCGCGCUUCGCGAGGAGCUUCUGAAUAAAUGGCACAACGUACAUGGUCAAGUCUUUGCGUACAGCAUCAUCAGGGAAGAGAAUGCCGUUCAGGAGGCGUUCAAGAGGCUGUUGAGCGAGGAGCAGCAGGCUGAGCGCGACCAUGACAUGGCAUGCAGACUCGCCGGCAAGCCGGUACCUCAACGCCCUGCAGUCCCACAGGCGCGCACUGUGCCCAGAAACACCAUAGACCAGAAGCCUGAGGCCCUCAAUGGCAAUACUCUCACCGAAAAGAACCUCCUCUUUGAUCUCAUUGGCCUGCAGACGGCACCUUCCAAGGCCGAGAAGGCACCAGGCAAGAAGUGCCCUAUUGAGGAUGACCUGAGGUCUACCAUGGCACCAAACAACCUCAAGCGCGCGUGUGUCGACAAUGUGGAUGAUGAAGACAGUGACUCAAUCCUACCGGAGGCCGGUACAACUACACCAAAGAAGCGCUCCGCUCGUCUUGACCCGGCAAUACUCAGGGAAGUUGAAGAUGGGCGAACAAAACGAGUGAAGCUUGACAAGCUGGUGGAUGAGCCCUUGCUCGUCGGUCGUGAUCAGAGUGCACAAGCAGCCAUCUUGUCUGCAACGUGCUCUUCGUGUCUGGACAUACAUGCGACUCGCAACAUGCUUCAGCUUCCAUGUAAGGACGAUGGCGAUGAUGAGCCGCAUGCAUACUGCCGCGAAUGCCUCACUCGCCUUUUCGAGUGCUCCAUAACGGAUACUUCGCACUUCCCGCCCCAAUGCUGUUCCAAGAUCAUUCCGAUCAUCAGCUGCAUACCGUUUUUGCCCCCAGCGAUCUUUUCUAGGUUCGUCGCUAAACGAGAGGAGCUUGAAAACCUGGAUCGCACCUAUUGCAGCAACAGUACAUGCUCCAACUGGGUCAGGCCUGCCAACAUUGUCGCAGGUAUAGCUACAUGCGUGGAAUGUGCCCAGCAGACUUGUGUCACAUGCAAGAGCAAGCAACAUGAUGGUCUCUGCAUUGAGGAUAAGGAUGUCAAAGCGCUUACGAACGUUGCGAAGGCCAAACGAUGGCAAACGUGCCCGAGUUGUAAGGAGAUGGUCGAGCUUGAGCGCGGCUGCUACCAUAUCACGUAA
Molecule: messenger RNA, 1239 nt
Organism: Alternaria atra
Lineage: Eukaryota; Fungi; Ascomycota; Dothideomycetes; Pleosporales; Pleosporaceae
Exons: 2
Coding region: 1-1239 (412 amino acids)
Biological process (GO): positive regulation of proteasomal ubiquitin-dependent protein catabolic process; ubiquitin-dependent protein catabolic process; protein polyubiquitination
Cellular component (GO): cytoplasm; ubiquitin ligase complex
Molecular function (GO): ubiquitin protein ligase activity; ubiquitin conjugating enzyme binding; zinc ion binding
Source: RefSeq, a predicted model, not a curated record